Molecule: messenger RNA, 1929 nt
Organism: Spea bombifrons (plains spadefoot toad)
Lineage: Eukaryota; Metazoa; Chordata; Amphibia; Anura; Pelobatidae
Gene: EME2
Product: essential meiotic structure-specific endonuclease subunit 2
Exons: 8
Coding region: 53-1537 (494 amino acids)
Biological process (GO): resolution of meiotic recombination intermediates; replication fork processing; mitotic intra-S DNA damage checkpoint signaling
Cellular component (GO): nucleus; Holliday junction resolvase complex
Molecular function (GO): nuclease activity; DNA binding
Source: RefSeq, a predicted model, not a curated record
UUAAUUUAUAUUUAAGUCGCCAUCAUGUCAGCUUCUUAUAAAUGGGUUUAGUAUGGAAGGAGAACAGAAAAAGAGCAUAGCCAGCAGUGGCGCUGGUUUAUCCCCAAAUAAACUUGCCAAAAGGGCCACUACUUGGGAAAUAUCUGAUUCGGAAAAUGAGGAGGAAUCAGGAAUCCCCCAACAAGAAGAAAAGAAGAGCCUUGUUAUCGAGAUCGAAACCACAGAGUUCCCAACUGAUGUAAAAGAGAGCAGUCCCCGUGUUGUUGAAAAUGCAUCAGCCUUGGUUGUGCCAGAGCCAGGUGGUACAACACCCAGUCCUAUAAAAAGGAUGAGGAAGAAGAAGACCCCGGAAGAGCUGGUGGUGGAAAAAGUCCAAGCUGAGGAGAGGCAAAGAGAGCGAGAACUGAAAAAGCAAGAGAAGGAGAAAAGGAAGGCUCAGGAAAAGUUAGAAAAAGAGAGACGGAAAGAGGCUGCGUCCGCUCUGAAGAUGCUGAGACCCGACCAGUGCGUGAAGUACAUGACCGUGAGCAUGGAUGCGGGACUUCUCGAAGAUGCUGGGUCAGAGGAUGUACUGGAGGCCCUGAGAUCUUCAGGGUAUCAGUACUCGAUUGAACCUCAUUCUGUGCCAAAGAGUUUCACGUGGAGAAGAGAUAUGCCUGUGGACUGGACGUGUAUCGAGGGUCUGGAGUUGAGGCUUGGAGAAGAGGAUGAAAUGUUGGUUCUAGUCCAGUCCAAAGAUUUCCUGGCCAGCGUCUCCUGCUUUGCUCAGGCUGUAAAGUACUCCAGCAUCGGAGACCAGGAUGAGGAAGCUCUUGGAUCUCUUUUCGGAAUCUCAAAGCGACACCAAGAAAAGAAAACCACCAUGGUCGUUAUCGGACUCCAAGAAUACAGAUGGUGCCAAAAGUUAUCGAGGAGGAUGGAAAGGCAGUCACUGGAGCAGAAUGAUAACAUCUGUGAGAGCCAAUCAGAGAGCAACGCAACCAAGAAACAAAUACAGGAGGCCUUUGUGUUUCUGCAACUUUCAUUUGAAAUGGAGGUGUUGUGCCUGGACUCCUGGAAAGAACUGGGGAAGCACGUGUGCGCCGUGACAAAAAGUUUAGCUCAGCGACCUUUCCGGAAACACUGGGACGACCAGACCUUCUCAUUCUGUACAUCAGCAGGGAGCUGGAAGGGCUGGGGUCCCCGAGGGACCCUCACAGGGCUGCCUUUAUCCUGGAGAAGACAAAUCCAGCAGUUUAACAGAGUCAGCCCUGCAAUGGCUGCUGCGGUGACAGAGGCCUAUCCGUCUCCCCAGCUUCUAAUGAAGGCCUACGCCGAAUGUGCCACAGAACGUGAGAAAAUGGCCUUGCUCUCCAACCUGCACGUUCUACCAGAGCGUAAUGCGGGGGACGCAGAUGAGGCAGAAGGUUCAGAUGCUCCUCACGGAGACCACCAGCCUCAAGGCAGAGAAAGACGCAUCGGCCCUGACUUGUCCCGACGCAUCUGGCUUUUCAUGACAUCACCAAAUCCAGAGCAGGUGCUGGAUUUGAACUCAUAGUGUAGGAUGAUGUCAUUCUGGACUUCCAAGGAGCUAUGUUACAACCAUGGACCCCCUGAUUUCCCUCAAACACCUCUGGCUAUGUUAUUGCACAACAAACAUUGUUCUGCCAGUAAGUCGCACUCCCGACAUGCUGCUGUAAACCACUAUGCAUGUGUACGUUGGGUUAAAAAAUUGGACUUAAUAUUCUCUUUGCGUUUGGGUGCAAUAAAAUACACAGGUACAUUCAUAUAUUAACAUACCAAAUAAUUUAUUGUUAAUUGUGAACAACAAAACAAUUGUACGGAAGGUAGCUGGUGUUUUUUAUCUUUCUAGGUUCGGUUGCAUGAAAAUUCACUAAUUGAAAAUAGAGUUAACUGGAAAGCCUCAAUUAAAGUGUGCGGUGAAUCCAA